Molecule: messenger RNA, 1821 nt
Organism: Lachancea sp. 'fantastica'
Lineage: Eukaryota; Fungi; Ascomycota; Saccharomycetes; Saccharomycetales; Saccharomycetaceae
Source: the annotation of a GenBank genome assembly
AUGGCUAAAAACUCACGGCAGCUGCUGUACGCGCAUAUCUACAACUAUCUGAUUGAGCAUAAGUUCUACCAGACGGCUCGGCGUCUACUGGACGAAGCAGACGUGCCACUCUCCAAAACCGUGUCGGACGAUAGGCCCAAGGAUGAUGAACUUCUGCAUGUUAAAAUGCUCAUGAACUCCAAGGAUACAUUCUUGUGCGAGUGGUGGGAAUCUUUGUGGACCUUGCAUCAUUUCGUCGAAACGCAACCCGUAGAAAAUAUCUCCGGGGACCGCCUUUUUCACGAUUCAGUAACGCCCAUUUUGCCGCAACGCACGCCUAUGAUACAAGACAUGACCACGUCCAAUCCCAAGUGGGCACAGCAACAGCAACAACAGUAUCACCACCUUUAUGCGCAACAUCAGCAGCAGCAACAACAACAUCAACAGCCACAACAACAACAACAACAACAACAACAACAACAACAACAACAACAACAACAACAAUCACAACCACAGCAACCACAGCAACCACAACCACAACCACAACCACGACAACCACAGCAGCAGCAGCAGCAGCAUCUGCAACAAUCAUCGCCGUUUGUAGCACCGGAUGGAGCAGUAUAUGUACCGCCAUCGGCAGCAUCGCAAUCUCUGAUGGCCCCACCACGAGUGAACGAUGUUAAAGUCGGUAGCUCGGCUGCUACGCCGUCCUCGUCUUUGCGGAAACCCGUACCAACCUUCUCCCACGUCCAAAGCGCACCAGGCGGUAUGCCAUCAUCAAUGACGCCAACAGGACCUUCCAUGGCCAGUUACCAGUUUGGUGUACCGAAUGGACAAGUUGCGGCUACUUCUAACCCCACAUUCACGAGUUUUUCGCCGGCCGCAAAUUCUCAUCCAACUUCUGCAAGUGAACAGCUGCCAAAUGUGAACAAGAACGGGCUAGAAACACCUUAUAAGGAGUAUCAGCAUAGUAGUAUGGGCCAGCCUCCAAUUGGAAACACUCCCGACAUGCCCGAAACUGUGAUAAUGUACAUGCAGAAACGGCGGGAAUUGAUGGCCUCGAGAAACAGCGGCGAGGACGAUGCCCUAAAGGACGGUGCUCAGUGGAGCGCCAAACAACAGCAGACUCACGAUCAGUACCAGAAGUCCAUGUAUAUGAUGCGACAGCAACAACAGCAACAACAUCAGUAUCAGCAGGCACAGCACCUGCAGUACCAGCAGUACUCUCAGUACCCUCAAUAUCUUUCGCAGAACAUUCCUCAAAGAAAGCAGCAACCACCACAACCACAACAACCACAACAACCACAACAACAGCAUCAACAACAACAGCAUCAACAGCAUCAACAAGCCGCUGCUAGUAGGCCUCAAACACACAGGUCCUAUUCAAAUCCUCCAUUGACGGAUAAAAAUCAAAUUGAGGGCUCAAUCAACCAGAGCAGAUUUCCUGUCUCACAAGCGACGCGGCAAGUUACAGGAACUUCGCAAAUGGAUACAGUUUUGCAGCAGCAGCAGCAGCAGCGUCGUGCCUUACAGCGCCAUAAUUCUGCCACACAGAUUAGUGGACCUGGGUACCAGGGCUCUCCCGAUCUGGCUUCUGACCAAAUUUCUGCGGCCAUGCCAGGAGGUGCUAAUGCGCUGGGCCCAACCAAUCACAUGGGCAUGAUGAUGAUGCAUCAGUCACCAAGUGCUCUCUCGCCGGGAAUCUUGCCUGCUACUUCUGGUGGUACGCCGAUGAUGAACUUGCAAGACGUUCCUUCUAGUAAUAAUUAUGGGGACAAUGCAAACGGUGAUAUAAUGGGUUUCGGCGGUUCAUUGCGGCCGUCGUCGUCGCACCGCAGCUAG